CCCAGACAUAGACAGCACAAAGAGGGAGAGAGAAAGAGAGAGAGAGACAGUGGAAGCCAGGAGACACAGCCAGCUGAAGCAUCACUGUUUCCUUGGACAAACAUCACAGACACAGGACCAGACCUUAGCACUGAUCAACAGGACCCACUGGGAGCGACAAAUCGGAGACAGAUCUUCCCACAGCAGAGACGAUGCCUAUCUGUACCGUGCUGGAGAAGAGUAAUGGUGUGGUGGUGGGAGCUGAGCUGACCUGCAGCGUACGGGAGGAGAACAAGGCUCAGAGGGAGAGCUACAGCGCUGACUGGAACAGCAUCAGUCUCAAGACUCAACCUCAGGAUAGGCAGACCAUGAACAUGAACGAUGACUCACGCAGGGAGACUCUGUCCCGGCAGUGGGAGGCCCGUUCGCUGAUGCAGAGAUGCCCCUCUGGUGUCUUCAGAGUGGGCACUGUGGAAAGAGGGGUGAGGGAGCACCAGCUGCUGCCAAAGAGAAACACCCUCCCCUUGCCCAUCUUCACCCCCGCAGAGCUGGGUGUCAGGCUCGGACGCGGAGCCCCGCACACCGAGGAAGACCUGCAGCCCUUCCCCACUCCAGACGGAGUCUGUCCCAGCAAGAGGACCGUGGACGAGAUCACAAGAGAUCUUCCCCCGGUCAAGCCAACCCUCAUGGAGUUCGCCAAAGCGCCCAAAGCCCUGGGUCGCUCCAUGUCCCUGGAGGCUCAGAGAGGGUGAAAAACAAAGGGAAAGAGAGGAUGUUAGGGAGAGACGAGAAGGAUGACAGAUGGAAAAGGAUAGUCAGUGAGCAGAGCGUGUCAGAAAGAUGUAUAUAGAUUUAACUCUUGUGACAUUCAUCUUGAACCCUACAUACUGUAGAUUUUUAGCACUGACUGUGUUUCUUGGCGAGCACAGCACCAGGUCAAUGUCACGCUUUGUCAUUGUGGUCAGGGGUUUUGGAAACUGUUACGUGAAGGCAUUCGCAUUGUGAUGGAGAGAGUCGGGGUGUGUUCUCAGCUGUGCCACGGGCUAAUCUCUGCCUGUGCUGGCCGGCUGGGCUCACCACAUCUGCUGAUCCGUCAGUGGAAUCGCUGUGGCCCAACUGUUGCAUGCACUUCCCUCUGACUGUGGUCGUCUGACGCGUGGGUUAUACCGGUGAAGAAAUGCAGUGAUGCAGAAAGUGGCAGGUUGAAAAUGACGUGCAUAAGGUAGAGGCAGGUAGGAAAGUGUAAAGAGGGAUAGAAAAAAAAAGGGAGAAAGGGGGAAGGGGAGGGGGUGAGGGCUCGGGGAACAUACCUUGGUCAGCAUCCAGGCCUCCAGAAGCCCUUGGCAGUCUCUGAUCUCUGUGAAGAGUACAGAAUGCUCCGGUGUGAUCACACACUGUGGCUGUACAUAUGUGGGUGUGUCUUUCUGUGUGUGUGUGUGUGUGUGCUGGCUGACACCUCUAUUCAAGAGGACUUAAGAAAACUAAUAACCUGUUCUUUACUGUGUAUUAAGUUAUCUGCCUCAUUAGCUGAGUGGCAGCUCCUAUUUAUAUCUGAUAGAGGAACAGACACUGUAGUGGCCGAGAAUACUUCGCCGUGUAAAUGAAUUUGAAAUGUGUGCAAUGAUGUUGAAAAGUUUGUCCUAGAUAUUUAUUAUUUUUACAAAUAAAAGCUAUGUUGCUCAUC
Molecule: messenger RNA, 1663 nt
Organism: Toxotes jaculatrix (banded archerfish)
Lineage: Eukaryota; Metazoa; Chordata; Actinopteri; Toxotidae
Product: titin-cap (telethonin)
Exons: 2
Coding region: 192-731 (179 amino acids)
Biological process (GO): cardiac myofibril assembly; cardiac muscle tissue morphogenesis; skeletal muscle myosin thick filament assembly
Cellular component (GO): Z disc
Molecular function (GO): titin binding; protein-macromolecule adaptor activity; titin Z domain binding
Source: RefSeq, a predicted model, not a curated record